This is a messenger RNA of Centruroides sculpturatus (bark scorpion), 2191 nucleotides long. It is a transcript of the gene GAA1, whose product is annotated as glycosylphosphatidylinositol anchor attachment 1 protein-like. The record is from RefSeq and is a predicted model, not a curated record. The transcript is spliced from 12 exons. Gene Ontology annotation, cellular component: membrane; GPI-anchor transamidase complex. Gene Ontology annotation, biological process: attachment of GPI anchor to protein. NCBI's taxonomy places the organism in Eukaryota, Metazoa, Arthropoda, Arachnida, Scorpiones, Buthidae. The coding region runs from base 206 to 2086 and encodes 626 amino acids.
CAGAAAACUGAAUCGGAAGAAUAUUGGACGGACGAUCGUCUGCCAAAUAGAAACAAAAUUUGACUUAAAUACUUAAUUAGUGAUAUUUUAUAUUAAAUUUCUACGUAAUUAAUUAUAAUUUACUCCGUUUUUAAAUAAGGUAAAAUCUAAAAAUUACUCCAUUACAAUUUUUUGCAACGAAAGUGUUUAUUGGCUAAGAAUUUAAAUGGGUUUACUAACAGACACAAGAGGUCAUGGGAAGCUAGCUUCAGUGUUAAUGAAGCACUGUAACAAAAUAUGCUUUCUUUGUUAUGUAUCUGGCAUUAUAUGGUUUGGUUUACUAGCUUGGGAACCAUCUAAUAAUAAAACAUACUUCUCUGAAAAUGCAUUACUUCCAGGACUUGUUCAAAGAGAGUAUAGUCAAGGAGGAGCAGCAAAUAUAUUGCAUGAGAGUUUACAGGAAGAAGCAAAAACUCAUUCUAGUUUACCCUAUGCCUGGUUGCAAGGACAGUUUCGUCAGUUAGGCUUGGAUGUUUACACCCAUAACUUUACUCUUCAUUAUCCAUUUGGUACUAGACCUAAUUACACUGGAAAAAAUUUGUAUGCUAUUCUUAGAGCUCCGAGAGCAGCAAGCACUGAAGCAGUAGUAUUUUCUACACCAUAUAGAGCUUAUGAUAGUAUUCAUCUCACUACAUUACCUGGUAUUGCACUUAUGAUAUCAUUAGCAAAAUUUUUUCAACGUCAUACUUAUUGGGCAAAGGAUAUCAUAUUUCUGAUAACUGAACAUGAAAUGGUUGGAUUUCAAGCUUGGUUAGAUGCUUAUCAUGAGACUCAAAGUGAUCCAAAUAUUCUUGACUGUGGAUAUUUAGAAGAAAAAAGUGGUUCCAUACAAGCAGCUAUUAAUUUAGAAAUUCAUGGAGAAAGAAUAUCUCAUUUUGACUUGAAAUUAGAAGGUUUAAAUGGGCAAUUGCCAAAUUUAGAUCUUGUUAAUCUUGCAGUUGAACUUUGUUCUAGGGAAUCUAUACCUGUUACUUUUCAUGAUCAAAGUAAUCCUCCAGAAUCAAUUACAUGGAAAGGGUGGAAAAAAUCUUUUAGAACAAUGCUUUCCAUGAUGCUUACACAGAGCACAGGGUUACCUUCUGGGGGUCAUGGACUUUUUCAUCGUUAUACAAUUCAAGCAUUAACUCUUGAAGGGAAAACAGAUGGAUCUACUCUAAUAACUUUUAAUCAUAUGGGAAGAGUAUUAGAAGGUAUAUUUCGGAGUUUAAAUAACCUACUUGAAAGAUUUCAUCAAUCAUUUUUCUUUUAUAUACUUCCUUCAACUCGUCGUUAUAUAUCAAUUGGCCUAUACAUGCCCCCAUUUGGUCUUAUAGCAGCUCCUGUUUUGCUUAAAGCUCUAUCUUUGUAUCUGUCAUUGGGAGAAUCAGAUGAUGACAAUAAAACAUCAGAUAUAUGUAAAACUUCAAAAUCGCAUGCUGUUCCACUUAUUAAGGAAGGACCUAGUUUAUGGUUAGCUUUGCAUAUUGUUGGCAUUUCUCAUAUAUUUGGGUGCCUAUUAUACAUAGCUCCAAAUCUUUUAGAUUUUGUUGGUAAAAAGUUGUUCUUAUCUACCGAAGAUGCAUUUUAUUAUGGAACAAUUACUGUAUUAGUUUACCCUCUCAGUUUUACACUGUAUGGGCGAAGACUAAUGGGGUUAACUCAUGAUCUGCGGAUUUAUCGGUGCGUUGCACUCCUUGAACUAGGUGCCUUUCUUUACACACUUUCCCUCAUUAAUAUAUCUAUGGCAACAGCUCUUUCAAUUAUUUAUGUUCCUGUUGCAGUAACUGCUGGAGGAGCUAAAAGCAGAUUUCUGUCUUGGCCACAUGCUGUUUUGCUACUACUGCUGCAUCCAUUCAUACUGAUUUAUUUGUGCUUGAUAGCAAAUUCAAUAUAUAUUGAUUCUACUGCUCCCAUAAGUGAACACUUGUCUCGGGCAUUGAAGGGACACAAAAAAGUUCUGCUGUUUACUAUUGAAGAUUGGUAUUUAUAUAGCAAUUGGAAUUACGCAAUGGCAUCAAUAUUUUUUCUACCAGCUUGGUUGAUGUUAUGGUUAUUACCUAGUGUGUAAAUAAAAAUUGUAAGAUAUUUUAAAAACUUUUAGAUAUAAUAUUUUAUUUAUAAAUAAAUUGUUAAUAAUUCAAUUACAUUAUGAAUUUAAACAGUACUGUAUCAC